UGAUCGGGGCUAAUGUGUCGUCCAUCGCUGUCUCCAAAAACGGUUUAACGAGUGUUUAAAGGCAAAAAUUAGUAGAGAUGUCGAACUUUCGGGGACGUUUGCUUGUCUACGCGUCGGGAAUUAUUCUUCUCAACUGCUUUGCUUCAGUAGUUGGACAGGCAAGUCCAGAAAUAGACGCGGUUAGAAAUUCAUUGAAACGUGGACAUAAUGACUUAGGAAGAUUUGAGGAAAUUUUAGCCAACAGAGGGAUAAACUACGACCGAGCACUUUCCUUGAUGAACAACGAUCAAGCAUUGAUUGAGUAUCUUAAAUCGAAGCUGCCAGAAAUAGAGGAUCUGAUAAAACGAACCACGCUUCGUCCGAAGAGCAUCGUCUCAGACGAUCAUGUGUACGUAUUCGAAGGGGAAGAUGAUGAAGAAUGGCAGAUUUCAGAGACGUGCGUUGUCGACGUCAUGCAGUACUACAGGGAUCUCAUCAACGGUGUUUAUUACGCUGACAAAAUGAGAGCCUCUUCAGGUAGAAUUCCCCGCGAUGCUCCGUAUUCGGGAAAUCUCAGGGAUCUGGGGAACAUCUGGGUCUGCACUUCAACUUCGAAAAAUGAAACAUCAAAUAUUCCAGCAUUUAACGGAAAGUACUGCCCCUUCCAAGUCAUAAACACGAAUGUGAUUCUUGGAAGUUGCUGGCCAGAUAGCUGCUCAGAGAUGGAUGUCAAUUCUCUUUCAUCGUUCUUUUGGAGUGAGGUUGUGAAUGUCGAACCGUUCUUGUAUUUCGACUGCCAAGAGAGGAGGCCGUGGACCACAGCUGAUAUCGGCUUCACCGUUGCUAUGGGUAUUCUCGCUCUGAUGGUUGGCCUUGGGUCCUUCUACGAGGUCUUCCUCCAGAAACUGGUCCUGAAUAAAAUGAAAAGCAGCAAGGACCAGGAGAUCAAAGAACGCGACAUCCAAGACGAGAACGCGCAAGAAGACUCACCACAAGGCGAUCACGUGUCCGACAUCGCCACCUCAUCGGCUGACGGGGACGAUGUCGGGGACGAGAAGGAGGUCGCAGAGGUUGCUUCAGAGAUCAGGGAGAUGGACGGGAAAGGAGGAGCCCAGAUCAAUGGCGGGUAUCAGAUGGACGUCGAAAAGCCCCCUCCUUAUACAGAAGGAGUGAAGAAAACGUCUUUUGAAACAGAGGAUGCGGAGAGAGGACGGACAAGAAAAACACCGAGGGGCAACCUGAAAUGGGCUCUUCUGCAUGCUAUCAUGAUGUCAUUCUCUCUUGUGAGUAACUGCAAGAAGCUCCUAAGUGCCAAGAAGACGAAAAACACCAUGGCCGUUCUAAACGGUCUAAGAGUACUAAGCAUAUUUUGGGUUAUGCUUGGCCAUUCGGUGCAAUUCUGGGCCCAGGAUCGUAUCGGUAACCCCCUGCAGGCAAUUGACGUCAUACUGGCCCACAUGUCGUUCGGUGCCAUUUAUUCUGGUAGUGUUUCGGUGGACACAUUCUUUGUUCUCAGCGGAUUUCUGGUCGGUUAUAUGACGCUGAAGGCGAUAGAUAAGAAGGCCCUAUCGAGCGCUGGAAGCUGGGUCAUGUUUUACUUUCACCGCUGGUGGCGCCUCACCCCUGUCUACAUGGCUGCCGUUGGCAUCUGGGCUUUGUGGUGGCCCCACUUUGGUGAUGGUCGAAGUGUGUUUGCUGACUCCUUGUAUGAUUUCAUCCAAGGCUGGUGUCGGAAACAAUGGUGGACACAUCCCCUCUACAUCAACACACUCUAUCCAUGGCCCAACGUUCUGGAAUACUCGUGUAUGGGAUGGUCCUGGUAUCUUGCUUGUGACAUGCAGUUUUUCAUCAUCAGUCCUAUCAUUCUCAUCGUCCUCUACAAGAAUGGCAAAGCAGGCGCGGCACUCAUUACGUCUAUAUUUCUGGUGUCUCUAGGAUCACUAUUUGGACUCACGUGGCAUUAUGGAUACGUCACCAACGACCAGCCUUCUUAUAAUGAUAAUAGGCCUGAUCCUCCGAACGCCGAUACCACUUACACCAAACCUUACACGAGGAUUCCAACUUAUCUGAUCGGCUUGGUGUUGGGGUACUUUAUGUUUAAACUUAAAGGAAAGAAAGUCAAAAUGCCAGUGUAUAUUGCAGUAACCGGGUGGGUUCUGGCCCUCGCGACACUGUUCGCGGUCGUCUACGGUGUCUGGUCCGGUGCUUACCGCUACGUACCGCAAAUCGAAGCGGCUAUAUACUUGACGUUCUUCCGUCUCGGUUGGGGCGUGGGCAUUUGCUGGAUCAUAUUCGCUUGUCUGCAGGGAUAUGGAGGUCCUGUCGGUGUGUUCUUGGAGUGGAGCUUUUGGAUUCCUCUUGCUCGUCUUAGUUACUGUAUCUACCUGGUUCAUCCCAUUGUGAUGUACAGUGUUCUCCUCACACAACAAACCCUCUUCCAUUUCACAUACGUCUCAAUUGCAUACCUGUAUGUAGGGAACGUGGUAUUCUCCUGCGCAGCCGCUCUCGUCCUCUCUCUCCUGGUAGAGGGACCUAUCAUGGGACUCGAGAAGGUCAUGUUCGGAAAGUUCAAGAGGUCAUAGGUCAACCAAUGACGUAUACAAAGCAAGAACAAUAUUGACCAAUUCAAAUUUAUCAUAAUAUUCUGCAUACUUCUGAAAUUCUAAUUGUAACUACUUCUAAUAGGAAAUACUGUAGGUUAAUGAUACUAGAUAAUUCCUUGAACUACAUCAACUGAAUAUGAAAGCGGUGUGUAAAGUUUUAAUGGUAAAGUAAUGACAUAUCAUGCUAAUAAAAAAAAGCAUAUUCAUAUUAGUUUGUUUAAACUUUUUAUACGAAAAGGUGGCAAGUAAUCAUCCCUUUUUGGAAUCUGAAAAAAAUCUCAUGUAUGAUACAUUUCAUGAGAAAGACACAGAGAGAGUGUGUGAGAGAGAGAGAGAGAAAGAGAGAGAGAGAGAGAGAGAGAGAGAGAGAGAAGUUCCAAAGCUCACUAUUUUGUAAAGAUGAAAUACUCGGAAGGAAAAAACAUCUUGGGACAUUUUCUUGAUCAUAAUGUUUCCAAAAUGUGAAAACGCAGGGAGAACAAUAGUCAAUAAUCUGUAAAGCCCUUGAAGAGUCAAAGAUUUGGGGCUCAAAUAAUUAGACCGACAUUGACAGAACAGUUCACUAGAGCGACAGCCCACGAGACCAACAAAACAAAGAAAGAAAGAAAUGAGGGAAGAUAGAAAUCGUGUCGGUCUUUCGGGCUGGCGGUCUUGUGGGCUAUCCACAUCACGGAACGUCGCUCCAGUGAUGAAUCCUGUAAACAGUGGCUAAAAUGCCUACAAGACCGGUUGUCGAUCUCAUAGGCUGUAUUAGGAAUUAUAGAUGAAUCAAUGUUUCAGUUGGAAACCUCAUUAUUAUUACUAAUAUGAUGUACAUAAUUAUUUACAUAAUAAUACAGAUGUUGUUGAUGAUGAGGAUUCGA
Messenger RNA from Strongylocentrotus purpuratus (purple sea urchin), 3445 nucleotides. Its product is annotated as O-acyltransferase like protein. The record is from RefSeq and is a predicted model, not a curated record. Gene Ontology annotation, molecular function: acyltransferase activity, transferring groups other than amino-acyl groups. Bases 78 to 2561 code for a protein of 827 amino acids. The transcript is spliced from 16 exons. Lineage: Eukaryota; Metazoa; Echinodermata; Echinoidea; Camarodonta; Strongylocentrotidae.